Messenger RNA from Pelobates cultripes (western spadefoot toad), 5596 nucleotides. The record is from the annotation of a GenBank genome assembly. Lineage: Eukaryota; Metazoa; Chordata; Amphibia; Anura; Pelobatidae.
CUGCAGCACACUGAGGGGAAGCAGGAAGGAGUCCCUGCUUCCCCAACUCCAACACACCAGGGACUCACUGACUCCAUUCCUCCACCAGUAAGAGAGAGAGAGAGAGUGUGUGUGAGACUGCUUGUGACUGCCUGUGACUGUGUGUGUGAAUGUCUGCCUGUGUGUGUGCCUGUCUGCCUGUGACUGUGUGUGAAUGUCUGCCUGUGUGUGAAUGUCUGCCUGUGUGUGAGUGUGAGUGAAUGUCUGCCUGUGACUAUCUGUGACUGUGUGUGUGAAUGUCUGCCUGUGACUAUCUGUGACUGUGUGUGUAAAUGUCUGCCUGUGACUAUCUGUGACUGUGUGUGUGAAUGUCUGCCUGUGACUAUCUGUGUCUGUGUGUGUGUGUGAAUGUCUGCCUGUGACUAUCUGUGACUGUGUGUGAAUGUCUGCCUGUGACUAUCUGUGACUGUGUGUGUGAAUGUCUGCCUGUGACUAUCUGUGACUGUGUGUGUGAAUGUCUGCCUGUGACUAUCUGUGACUGUGUCUGUGAAUGUCUGCCUGUGACUAUCUGUGACUCUGUGUGUGAAUGUCUGCCUGUGACUAUCUGUGACUGUGUGUGUAAAUGUCUGCCUGUGACUAUCUGUGACUCUGUGUGUGAAUGUCUGCCUGUGACUGUGUGUGUGAAUGUCUAUCUGUGACUGUGUGUGUGAAUGUCUGCCUGUGACUAUCUGUGACUGUGUGUGUGAAUGUCUGCCUGUAUGUAUGAAUGUCUUCCUGUGAUUGUCUACCUAGGACUGUGUAUGACUGUCUGCCUGGGACAGUGUGUGACUGUCUACAUGUCACUAAGUGUGUGUGACUGUGUGAUGCCUGUAACUAUGUUACAGUCUGCCUGUAAUUGUGUGUGUGUGUGUGACUGUCUGCCUGUAGCUGUGUGUGUGUGACUGUCUGUCUGUAACUGUGUGUGUUACUGUCUACCUGCAGCUGUGCGUUUGACAGUGUGCACGUGACUAUGUGUUUGGUACGGUGUACAUGUGGCUGUAUUUGACAGUAUAUGCGUAUAACUGUGUACAUCUGACUGUAUCUGCCUGUCUUCGCCCUGCAGUGAGUCGGCACAUAACAUCAUCCAAGCAUCGGCGUCAUAUUACAGGAUGUGUAAGGGACGUGUGCAUGAAGAGCACAGAGAUCCAAGCAGCAACCACUGACUACCAGGGACUGAGGAUCCACUCUAGCCCUCCCAGAGCAAGGUAGGGAGGCUGGGUGGACCUCCUAAUUAUCAAAUGUGUGUAUGUAUGUGAUGUUUGCGUGUGUAUAUAUAAUUAUGUGUGUUUGUAAUUGUAUGUGUGUGGGUACACACAUAAACACACAUAAACACAGACAUACACAAUCACAGACCCACACACAUACAAUUACAAACAGACAUAAUUAGAUAUACACACACAAACAUCACAUACAUACAUACACACACACACAAUCACAGAUAUACACACACAGACAUACACCUAUUGUGUUAUUGUCUGUGUAUAUAAAUGUGCAUGUGUUUGGUACAUUGCUCCCUUAUUUGGUGUUCUUAAAUAUUGCAAUCCCACAUAAGGAUAACACAUAAGGGCGUUAUCUACUAAACAACUGAAAUUAAGAAAAGGUUUGUUUUUUUAAGUUGAUCUUUUAGCUGUUUAGUUGAUAAUUCUCUAAAUUGGUGUCCUUAUGUGAGAUUUCCAUGUUUAAAGAUACCAAAUUAGGGUGCUGUUUAGCAGAUAGUUCCCUUAUCCUUAUUUGGUGUCCUUAAAGAUGGCAAUCUCACAUAAGGAUAGCAAAUAAGGGAGUUAUCUGAUAAACAAAGAUCAACGUUAAGAGGUGUCAGCUAGCCUACGAACAAGAAAUCUGGGUGGCUAAUGUGAAUUAUAUGCAUAUUUGUUGAAUGAUGCCAAUGUGCACUGCAUGCUGGCAUCAGGCAGCCAAUGGCAGCACGUUACCCCAUCCCCUAGUGAAAAGUUUUAGUGCCCCACCAAUUUGGAUUGUGGUAUCUUAUGUGCCCACCCCCUAUAUAUUGUUCCUAUGUGUCUAUGUAUCUGCAUGUGUGUCAGUGUGUAUUUAGGUGUGUUUAUGUGUAUAUGUGUAUACAUCUCAGAAUCUCGCCAACACUACACACAAAUACACCCCUGCAUUCCGACGUCAACACUACAUACAAACUCCACCAUUAUAUAUAACCAUACCACUGCAUUCAAACACCACACUACAUAAAAAUGCAACACCACAUACAGACACACAUCCUACAUUCACUCAAACAUACUCCAUACAAAAACAUGCUUACAUUUAAAAGCAUAAACACUGCUUAGUGCUAAAUACAUUAUUUUUUUUAUUUUUUUAAAUUGUGGUUGUUUUUUACAUUUUAAAGUUGGGGGGUGGAGGGUGCCAAAAAUAGGACCCGUCCUGGGGCAAGUGAAAAGUUUGAUCCCUGAUCUAGACAGACAGUAUGUUAAGUUCUCUAUACCUACACACAGUACUCUGUAUCUCCCUCCAAAUUCUUAGAUCUAAUCACACACGCCAAUUCAUUUAAUGAGUUUGGGUGUCACCAUGUUGUAAAAAACUACAUCUCUUUCCAGGUACAUCCUCGACACCCUUCCCUCCAACCAAAAACAUUUUAAAGGAACACUAUAGGGUAAAACAUGUAUUCCUGAAAGCAUAGUGCUAAACCCACCAUUUAGGCGGCUUGUCCCCCCCCCCCCUUAGCCCCCUUAAAAGCAAUUAAAACUCACCUUAUUCCCAGCGCCGCGAGGGUCUGCCGACACUGGCCAUGCCCCUUGGUGACAUCAUCAGAAUUGCCAUGGGGAAAGCAUUGGAUUGGCGAAAAUCGACAAGGGGGGCAGGGCCAAACUCUGUUUUGCCAAUCAGCACCUCCUCAUAAAGAUGCAUUGAAUCAAUGUAUCUCUAUAAGGAAAAUUCAGAGUCCCCAUGCAGAGCGGGUAGACGCUGAACGGCAGUGCUGCCUACUGUGUAGCACUGAGCCAGGAAGCACCUCCAGUGGCCAUCUGAGGAGUGUCCACUUGGAGGUGUCCCUAGGGGCAAUGUAAACACUGCCUUUUCUCUGAAAAGGCAGUGUUUGCAUUAAAAUGUCUGAAGACAAUGAUUAUACUCAUCAGAACUACUACAUUAAGCUAUAGUUGUUCUGGUAACUAUAGUGUCCCUUUAAGUACUUGAUACACAAAAGUUCCAGACUAAAGUCAAGAUUGCAUCCAUAAGGCUUUCAUUUCUGCCUGCCUAAAAGCCCAGUUCACAAAUAAGGGCCUGGAAGAUUCUGGGGCAUGCUACAUUGGAAUGUAAGGCCUGGGCUAAUGUAUGCCACACUGUGUCUCAAAAUAGUUGCUUCUCCCAGAGCACCCUGGUCCUGAUUCUCUUGCUAUUAAAGGACCACUCUAGGCACCCAGACCACUUCAGCUUAAUGAAGUGGUCUGGGUGCCUGGUCCAGCUAGGGUUAACCCAUUUUUUAAUAAACAUAGCAGUUUCAGAGAAACUGCUAUGUUUAUUAAUGGGUUAAGCCUUCCCCCUAAUCCUCUAGUGGCUGUCUCAUUGACAGCCACUAGAGGCGCUUGCGUGCUUCUCACUGUGAUUUUCACAGUGAGAGCACGCCAGCGUCCAUAGGAAAGCAUUAUGAAUGCUUUCCUAUGUGACCGGCUGAAUGCGCGCGCAGCUCUUGCCGCGCGUGCGCAUUUAGCCGACGGGGCGGAAUGGAGGAGGAGAGAAGGAGGAGAGCUCCCCGCCCAGUGCUGGAAAAAGGUAAGUUUAAACCCCUUUCCCCCUUCCAGAGCCUCCAUGGCUGUCAAUCAGACAACCAGUCCUGUUACUUCCUGGUUGGGUUAGCUAAGUGGAGAUAAACUCAAGAGGCAACAAUUGACCAGAGCACCUGCCUUGCAAAGACUUCUCAUUGAGCUGCAUUGGGAAGUCUGUUAUUGGACAGCCACAUAAAGACCCCAGGGAUUAGAAGGGGAGGGCUUGCAAAGGCUGCAGACAAGAGAUCAGCAGCUACAGCAAGCUGAUUUUAGAUAUUGCCCUAAUGGAAAAAAAUCCAUAAUUAAAUGCAUGCAUGUUUUCAAUGAGGAUCUACAAAACAGUGAUUUAAAAAAAAUAUGUAUUUACUGUUUGUAUUUGGGCAAUAGAGUGUCCUUUUAGGUAAACUGCUUCUCCCAGUAGAUUGUUUUGAUUUGUGUGUUGUUUUUUUUUAGGUGUGUUCAAAAAUCUCUUCAGAUCAGGGUCCGUUCAGCCUAAAGGGUAACAUGGAAAGUGUAACCUAACAGAAGCAAGCUGGUACUUCGAUUCUUGAUGCACUAAACCCCUGGCUGAUUUCCAGCGUUUGUGUGCUUAGUCAAUACAGCCAGAUUGGGUGAGGCUCGGCAGAGGACACGGAAAGGAACCAGCUGUUUGUGGUUGUUCCACGUGUUUCUCUGAACAUGCUGUGCUCACACACAUUGGCAGCAAAGGCCGCAGCCUGCACCUUACUGGAAGGUGACUAAUGAGUACCUACUGGCUUAAAGCGAUGGCUGCAUGUGUACUGCUUUUACUGAUCACAAGGGGUUAUUAUUAAAGCAACAAACCAAAACAAAUUAUAUUCAGACAGACAGGGAUGUUUUGAUUGUCUUCCUACAUUGCAAUAUUUAUUGAAAAAUGAACACUUUUAAGAAAUUCAUCUGGCUUUUCCCUGCAGAACCUUUAAGAAGGCCCUCUGUCGCUCCCCCUGCAGAAUCUUUGAGGAGGUCCUCUGUCGCUCCCUCUGCAGAACCUUUAAGGAGGUCCUCUGUCGCUCCCCCUGCAGAACCUUUAAGAAGGUCCUCUGUCGCUCCCCCUGCAGAACCUUUAAGGAGGUCAUCUGUCACUCCCCCUGCAGAAUCUUUGAGGAGGUCCUCUGUCGCUCCCUCUGCAGAACCUUUAAGGAGGUCCUCUGUCGCUCCCUCUUCAGAACCUUUAAGGAGGUCAUCUUUUGGUCCCCCUGCAGAACCUUUAAGGAGGUCCUCUGUCGUGGUGCUUGGAGCGUGUAUGUGCAGCGUAUUACUAUAACUCCAUCUCUGGCAGUGUCACUGGGGCAUCGUUACCCAGUCUGGACACUUCCAGCCAAUGAAUGGGGUCUGGAUCAUCUUCAGGUUUUUUCUGGAGCUGAUAGUGCGUCACCAGAUGUAAAAGGAGCCCUGUGAGGACAAACUGAGCCAGGGUACACCCAUCAACAUAACCACUCCAGCGGGCUUGGAGUAACGGUUUAAGGAGAAUAUUAUGGAAAGGUUUUUAACUCUGGGUUUACCAAAUAACAUGAAUCCAAGGAUAUAAGUGUAGGAGUGGAGAGAGAUUUUGUAAUGGCACUAACCCAUUGCUAUAAAACAUCAUCAAGUAGCUUGAACCAUUAUUGUGAAUAAACUUGGGAGCCAUUGUAUAAUGUGAAUGGUAGGUGAACCGCCAAAGACAUCUGACAGCUGAGACAGACAAGCUAAUAAAGAUGUGGCAUCAUUAUUGAUUGCAAGGAAUUAAACGUAUUCAAAGCAGAGUUUGUUUGCUAAUCCAAAAUAUUUUAGUCCCUUCAUUAGAAGUAUGACAGUGUCAGUGAGUGUGUAUGCAUGUCAGUCUGUGUAGGGAUGGG